Myzus persicae (green peach aphid) is the source of this 1553-nucleotide messenger RNA. RefSeq lists its product as uncharacterized. NCBI's taxonomy places the organism in Eukaryota, Metazoa, Arthropoda, Insecta, Hemiptera, Aphididae. Bases 525 to 1199 code for a protein of 224 amino acids. The transcript is spliced from 3 exons. The record is from RefSeq and is a predicted model, not a curated record.
UAAGGUAAUUUUUUGAGUUUUUGGGGCAUUUUUGUGUGUGUUUUUAGGUCAUCAACAUCCUAACUCUAGUAAUAAGUAUUAUCCCUCACUCUUUUUACUAUAAUUUUCUUCGUUCAUACUUCAAGAACUUAAACUUUAAUUUAAACGCUUUGUUCUUCUACAUUUUUCACACUGGACUUUUCCAUGAGCCGACCAUCGAGUAUCAACCCCAGACCCCUCCACCAUACCUUCUUUAUUACGCAGUUUGUUGAAAAACCCUAAAGAGUUGCCCAUUGUAUUUUAUUUAAGUUACUAAGUUCUACAUAAUACAUCAAAUAUUUUACAGAUAUAGUGUGUAGGCAAAACAGAAAUAAAACCAGAUGAAUAAACUUUGCUGCAUAGUAAGUUUCGAGUGCACCUCGGAAGUGAUAAAUCAUUGAAUACGAAAAAUAAAAUUCCGAGCAAAGGAGACGUAAGGUUUACUUAUUGAACACCGUAGACGCCUAGCAGCAAUAAUAAGGAACCCGUCGGCGGCUCGAAACACGAUGCAGCGACCUGCUGCUGAGGGUCUGGACCACGACGAUGACGUCGACUGCGAUUGGCCGAUGUGCGAAAACGUUUUGCGAUCGCUGUUCGAAGACGUACGACCAACGUCUGCGGCGCCGGCGGAGUCGGUGGACAGUGACGCGGUGGCCUCCGACGUCCAAAGAUGUCUGGCCGAACAGAUUGCUCCGACGGCCGAGAUGAUGCAGCGACUACGACUGCGGUUACUUCUACGUCGGUGGUCGGAAAACGGUGGUGAAGCGGCCACGGCUGUGGUGGUCGAAUCCAAGCGGAUGCAAGUCCGUCUGAUGACCUUGCCAUCGGCGUACGAGGCCGACAGUGAGUACUACGCGCUCGAAGCGGCGUACGUGUCGCGGACGGUGGAAGAACUGUCGUCGGAGCCAUGGGCGGCGAAACCACCGGCCAACGGCUACACGUACACCUUAGGCACAGUGCACAACGACAGCGAGACGCGCGCUUGUCAUCUUCAUGGGUUCACUGACCCGCGGGCCCGGGUAACCGUCGAUUGCGUACUUCUGACGACCGUCCUGCCUCGGCACCGGUCCACCGUCAAGAUGUACUCGACGCUCAGGUGGCCGUCCGCCGACGAUCCGGGCCCUCCCGUUCUGGUGCCUCACCACUUCCAAGUGUUCUCGCGAGACGUCCUGUUCCGCUGACGAACACGUCGUAUCAACGAGCGAACCAAUGGAUUUGUGUCUUUCAAUUCACAAACACGUGUCUACUGAUAUUUGUUAGUAUUAUUUUUUUGCAAAAAAUAGCAUGCUAUUAUUAUUCAUUGUUAUCUCGUGUAGAUAAACGUGUAUUGUAAAUACUUAUACUUACUAUGAAAUGUGUUUUAAAAUUAUAGCUGCUUAAUGUAUAAGUACACAUAAUAAUUUAUAACUUAUAAUGAACUCAUUAUUGUACAAUUCGAUCUAACAACAAAUCAAAGCAAUUACUAAAGUUACAAUUAAAAAAAAAAAAAGCCAGUAUCUGAAUUAUUAUAAUAUUUAGUAUACCAAACUACUUUU